Mycena citricolor is the source of this 642-nucleotide messenger RNA. NCBI's taxonomy places the organism in Eukaryota, Fungi, Basidiomycota, Agaricomycetes, Agaricales, Mycenaceae. The record is from the annotation of a GenBank genome assembly.
AUGGGCUUUGUGGACUCAUACACCACCUACAUCGGUGCAUACCAGUCGGAAUUCUUGUUGGAUGAGACGGAAAUCCCUUUUAUCCUCUCCUACCUCUGCAACGAGGCUGGCACAAGCUGCGCUGCCUCAAGAUGGGCAAUGAACUGGAAACAGCGCAACUUCGAAAGCCUCAAUGGAGUAAAGGCUGGGGUCACCUCAGCAACCUUCUUGGAGGAGCUUCAGAGGGCCUUUGGGGACACCAACACAGAACAAGUCGCUGCCGCUCGACUCAUGGCCCUAUGCCAGAACAAACAAUCCUUUGCGGAUUAUAUCUCCGACUUCAAGAUGCUGGCCACAGACGCAGGGUACAAUGUGGUCACCACCACCGACGACAAGGGCGAGUAUAAGAAGGGGGACCAAGACAACAUCCUCAUCAAGUUCCUCGAGCGCGGACUCAGUAGCGAGAUCACCAGUCGCCUCUGCAACACGGGUGUCCCUCUGCCCAAGGCGUAUGGUGCCUUCAAGGACUGGUGCAUCAACAUCGAGGCAAACACUCUGCACAAUCAGCUGCGCAAAGCGUCGUAUGGGCAUCCCACGCCACGACCACCUCCCCAAUUCCGCCCUCAGGCUGCUCCAACGACGCCUGCACCCGCUCCGGCCUGA